Messenger RNA from Mytilus trossulus (common blue mussel), 3584 nucleotides. Its product is annotated as putative ankyrin repeat protein RF_0381. Gene Ontology annotation, molecular function: protein binding. Lineage: Eukaryota; Metazoa; Mollusca; Bivalvia; Mytilida; Mytilidae. The transcript is spliced from 5 exons. Bases 217 to 2037 code for a protein of 606 amino acids. The record is from RefSeq and is a predicted model, not a curated record.
CAUGUAGUCGGUAACGCGUUUUAAAAAUGAGAGUCCUUCACAGUUUUAAAAAAGAUGUAAAAGACAAAAAUGAAUUAUCCUCCAAUAUCUAAUUUCUUUAGUGUAAUAUGAAGUAUGCGUAGGUUUGAGCAUGGGAAUUUUCCAGGAAGAAGACUGGCUAUAAAUAUGUAGAUCUACAAGUGUUAUGUAACCUGAAGUAAAGGUGAUCCUUGAAAGAUGGAUGAAAACUCAGAAAAGACCCGGAUUGUAGAGGUGUUGAGGUUAUUAUUCAGGUCAUCAGAAGAGGAGGUUAUAACCAAGCUUACAAACAACCUUGACCUGUUGGAUGUACAGUUUGGAUAUGAAUAUCUAUCAGAUUUACCGUGUGUAUGUAUGAAGAUGUUAGAACAAGUCAAACAUAAUGGGCAUAUAUUUCAUCCAGAAAAAGUCGUGGAAUUCAUACUUCACGGAAAAUGUAGUCAUGUGACAAACCAAAGUAAUCCCAGAUUUAUUCGUCAAGCAAGGACAACAUUCCUUAUCGUAUCUUGUAUUUUACAAAAAUUUGACAUCAUUAAAUUUUUAACAGACAAUGGUGUAUCAUUAAAUCAGAAGACUGGAUCUAUGAGUCUAAAUCCGCUUCAUGCCGCUAUUUUAAGUAAAAACUUGAACAUUUUCAAUUUUAUCGUUUCGUCAGGCGUUGAUGUCAAUGCUACCUGUACUCCAUGUACGAAUAAAGUUUCUAGUCUAAUGUUAGCUGUGUUAGAAGGUGCUGAAGAUAUGGUGGAAAUUCUACUUGAUCAUUCCAAUAUAAACAAAUCUUACAUUAACACUCAGAGUAAAACAGCUUUGUGUUGUGCUGCGGAAAUUAACUCAGUACUACUUGUUGAUAAGUUGAUUAAAGCAGGACUAAAAGCUACUAACAUGACAAUAUGUAAAGCUGUUCAAACAAAUAAUGCUGAGUUGUUACAACUAGUGGUCAGUUCUAGAAGAUACUUUGUUCCACAGUUUCAAACAUAUGCUUUACAUACUGCUGUCAAACUAAGUAACAAAAAGAUGCUGAAGCUUCUACUUGAUAGAGGCUUUCAUUUCAAUCAUGGGACAGACAAACUAUAUGAUCAGGAAUCUUUACAUUUAGCUGUCCUAAGAAACGAUGAAGAUAUGGUUAAAAUUCUGCUGAAUCAUCAAAUAAAACUUGACAAUGAACUAAACGGCUAUACAGCUUUGGAUUGGGCAGAAUUGAUGGAUUAUGAUGGUAUUAUUGAAAUGAUCAAAAACGAAUAUAGACUGAGAUGUAUAAAGCCACAAGAUAAGAAAGACAGGAAGUGUAUUAUUGAUGCACUCUUUGAAAGAGAUGGAAUAAAUCGAUCUGGUGUUAUCAGAAAAAUGGUGUCAAAAGGGUUUGAUAUCAACAGUCACAGUAAUGAAGGUCUGACAAUGCUGCAUGAAGCUGUAUUUGAUCAUGAUUCUGAUUCUCUGAAGGUGCUCCUAGAACUAGGAGCAAAUCCAGAUAUAAAUUCUACAUCUUUACCAAUAAGAACACCAUUGUAUGAUGCUGUUUCAAACGGAAACAUCAUGGCAGCAAGAUUACUUUUAGAUGCUAAUGCCUCUAUGGAUUUUAUAGUAAAAUAUGAAGAGAAUGUUAUAGGAAAUGACAUUAAUGACGAUGAUAAUGGCUACAUAGUACCUCCAGAAGAACUCCCGUUAGAACGAUCUGUGUUAUGUGCUGCAAUCUGCAGAAAUUUAACUGACAUGGUCUGGUUGUUGUUAUCUUCAGGGUAUAAUAUACAGCAAGAGAAAAAGACAUCUUUACAGUGGAUGAUUGAGAAAAGUAAAAGUGAUAAUAUUCGACAAUGGUUAUCAUGUAAUGUAGAAAGUCCUCAAAAUCUCUUGAUCUGUUGUAGAGACUUUAUUAGAAAACUCUACAAAUAUGAUUUGAAAUUGUUUGUUGAAAAUCAGUGUAUACCACAGCAUUUAAAAGACAAACUUUUGUUAAAGGAUAUAUUGUUUAGAGAUGUAAGAAGCACACAGAGAUUUUGCCACUGGAAAAAUAUUUAUUAAGGUUUAACAUGUACACAUGAUCAGGGACAAAAAGGUCCAUUUGUAUUAGAUGUAUAAACUCUUGCUUCAGUACCUUUUUUUAAAAGAUCAGUUUGUAUUCAGAGCUUCCACUUCAGUCUUCACUAUUCAGUAUUAUAACAGCUUUUAAAGAAGAUUAUAAUUUUAGACAAUCAAAGUUUAUAGAAAUAAUUGUUUCCUAUUUUUGUUCUUUUAAAUGUCCUUUAAUCAUGUUAAUAUGGCAGGUGAAUUUAGGUUUACAAUUAAAUUUUGUUUUUGUGUUUACUUGAAAGUUUCUUUCACAGAGACCAGUAUUGUCACACCACUAAUAUUUAACCGCUAAACUCUUUAUCUGUUGAAAUUCUUAUCAACCUAGUCCUAAGAUGAUAUUUUUAGUAUAUUUCCAUUUUAAGGUUGAUUUCAAUAGACUAUUUUCACAAUGUUAAGGAGUUUGUGUUCCAUAAAUUACUUUAAAUCAUUGUUUGAUAUUUACUGGUACUUGGAAUUUCUUAAAAUAACAUGCCAGAUGUUUCAAGUGAACUGUUUACUUAUCCCUAACCCCAAUUGAGAUUUUGUUGUUUUACAUAAAGAAUUCUUUCAAUAUCGACCAGUACUGAAAUCAUGAAGUUAAGUAUUUUUUUUUCUAAUUUUUUAAUAUGUUUCAGUUCAUUUAUCUAAAAUGGGCCUAUUGCAUUUAUAACUCAAACACCAAACUUGUAAUAGUGCUCAUAAAGAAGGCGCAAUCAAAAUGGUAAUAUAAAUAAGGAUUCAUUAUGACCUAAUUUGAUCUUAGUAUAUAGGAGUUGCAAUGUUUAAAUUCCUGUUGAAACCAUCAGAUGUAGCAUUUAUGCUGAAAAAAAAAAUACACCAGGUAUUUAUUCAUAACUUUUUAGAACAUGCAUUUAUGUCAGGUAUUCGUAUAUAUCCUUUCAUAUACUGGUAACUAUUUUUAAUGACAUUGUUUACAUACAAUAUGUUUUGUUUAAUCUUUUGUUAUUUUUUUAAUACCAUACAUGUAUUUUCUUUUACAUGAUUUUAUAGUUAUCUAGAAUGAAGUUUUUGAAUUUCUUAUUAUAUGAUCUUUACAUGUGUGUCUUUUCUGAUUUUUUGCCAUCUCUGUCUCACCUUAACAAAGUCACAAAGGCAAUGCUGAGAUGUUUUAUUUCCAGCAGCAUCAACACAUUGGUACAGAUACUGUCAAUUCAGAAUUUUUUGUGUACUUUUAUUUUUGUAAAUUUCAAAGAAGUGAUAAAGAUGUGAGAUGGCUUAUUGUGGUUUAAGAAUUAAAAUACUUUGCAUACAAAUAGUGCUAGCAAAUUUUAAAAUGAGAGUUUUUAUUACCGGCCACCUAUUGAGUUUCCUAUUCUGACACAAUUUUUCUGGAUUUACAGUGCUUAUCAUGCCUUCAUUUAAUUUUUGUAUUUUUUUGCUUUGCAUAAUACCUUUUUAUUUUUACUCUAUCAGUGUACUGAUUAAUAUUGAUUAAUGUUUUGUGUGAUACUGGUGAAAGUAUUUGUUAUUUUGAUAUGACUUUUUGUUUUCUAUUUUGA